AACAUUCAAUAUUAACAAACUAGAUUCCCACACUUAAAAAAGGUUCUAAUUAUUUAUUUAUAUAAAACCAAAUGUAACUCAUAUAAAAGCAGGUAGACGACUCUAUUGCUUUCCAAAUCAAUUCUAAAUCGAAAGUAGCAAUGAAUCUUGUAUUCUCCUCCUCCUCCUCCUCCUCCUCCUCCUCCUCUCCCUCAGUCUUGCUCAGAAAGCUCACAAGAACUAGUCAUCCAAGAAUGCUUGUUCCAGCACUGCUGGUACAAGCGUAUCAGACAAGAAGAGGACAAGCCAUUGUCUCAAACUCAUCAUCAUCAAAGGUCAUUGAUCAUCCUCCUGCAGCUCAACGCCGAUUAGCUCAAUACCAUCCAACCAUUUGGGGUCCCGACCUCAUCGAUUCCUUCACGACUCACUACACUCAUGAAUCACAUGCCACACGGUGGGAGGGUCUAAAGCAGAAUGUAGCCAAAGCCUUAGUCGCAUCCAGUACUAAAGACGAUGCUUGCUCCAUUUUGAAGCUUAUAGCCUCGGUGCAGCGGUUGGGAGUAGCAUACCACUUCCGAAAGGAGAUCCAAGCAGCUCUUGUUACUCUUCUUUCUUCCACUAGUACCCUUAGUACCACAAAUGACCUUCAUACAGCAGCCUUGCAAUUUCAAAUACUAAGAGAAAAUGGUAUAUCAGUAAGCUCAGAUUUGUUUAACAAGUUUAGAAGUGGAGAAGGAAGCUUCAAAGAUAGCUUAAGCAACGAUGUGGAGGGACUUUUGAGUUUGUAUGAAGCCUCACACCUCGGAAUGCCAGGAGAAGAUGUUCUAGAGGAAGCCAAGAGAUUUAGUUCAAAAAAUUUGAAACAAUCCAUGGCAACAAUAUUGAACGACGAUAAUCUACUGAAGCAAGUAGAGCAAUCACUGCAAAGCCCUGUACACUGGAGGAUGCCUAGGAUAGAAGCUCUGAACUUCAUCGAUAUCUACCAAAUAAGGGACGACUCUAAGAACCUGGCACUGCUGGAGUUGGCUAAAUUGGACUAUAAUCUUGUUCAAUCAGUAUAUCAAAUUGAGAUAAAAGAGCUCUCUAGGUGGUGGAGAGAGUUGGAUUUUAAAUCGAAGGCAAGUUUCUCAAGGGACAGACUGAUGGAGAACUACUUGUGGGCAAUGGGGAUUAGUCACGAGCCCCAGUUCUCAGAAUGCAGGAUAGGCCUCACCAAGUUUGUGUGCAUAUUAACAGUCAUUGAUGACAUGUAUGAUGUAUAUGGAUUCCUGGAUGAGCUUGAGUGCUUUACAGAUGCAGUAAUUCAAUGGAAUAUGGAAGCAACGGAGGAACUUCCCGAGUACAUGAAGCCAAUCUAUGUUGCCAUGCUCGAGUUUGGCAAUGAAUUGGCUGAUAAUAUAUUCACAAAUAAUGGUUUAAACACCCUCCCUUAUAUUAAGAACGAGUGGGUUAAUCUUUGUACAGCCUAUAUGGUGGAAGCACGGUGGUUCUACGGCCGAUACACACCAACUCUGGAAGAGUAUUUAAAGAAUUCAUGGACUUCAGUGGGUGGCCCUGGAGCAAUGCUCCAUGCUUAUUUGUUAACGCAAGGAUCCCAACUAACAAAAGCUUCACUUGAGUCCUAUAACCAUGGCUCUCAGCUGAUAUAUUGGGCAUCUCUCAUGACUCGACUCAGCGAUGAUUUGGGCACUUCCAAGAUCGAACCAGAAGCACCUGCGGUGCAUGAAAGUGGAUUCCGAUGGCGAAGCGGCGGCGUCGUCGACAGCGAAGAAGAGGGGAUCGAGGCGGUGGGGGAGAAGGGUAAGGAGGGGAGGGGAAUCGGAGGGGCAGUUCGACAGGCGGAGGAUCGAGAGCGCCGGCGACAGCGAAGAGGAGGUGAGGGAAGAGGAGGUGCUUUGAAUAUUUAAAAAUUUAAAAAUUUAGAUUUUUCUAUUUGUAGAAAAAUCUGCCGGCGAAGAAGGAGUUUAUCUUCUUCUGUUUGUUCAUGUCGUAGACGGAGACGGUUCUGUCGUCGCUGUCGUCAUCAAGGUCCAAUCCUAAAGCUAAGUUGUCCCAGAGCUUCACGACGCUCUUGCCGCUGGCGAAGUCGGACCAAGAGAACCGGUUUAAGUUCAAGCCCGCGAAGCUUCUGCCACGGCGGAGCCUCAAAUUACGGUUCUGUCCCCGGUCAGCUCCCGAGACAUUGAAAUCUUCGUCUCUUCUGUCGUCCUCUUCUUCCUCGUCCUCGUCGGAAACCGACGAUGACGUGGAAAUGGAAUAUGUUUCGUCAUCGUCGUCGUCGAUAUCGGAGAAAUCGUCUUCUUCUCGGAGGCAGAGAGGCUCGGCGGUCUUGUGGCGGAGCCGUCGGAUGAUAACAAAGUUGAUUCUAGUGAUGAUGGUGCCGAAGGAAGCUAUUACGGCGAGUAUUAGAGCGCCCCAUGUCCAGGCACUGUAGACCUUUUCGAUUCCGGAAAUGGAGAAAGCCGGCGACGGGAAAGACGGGCUAGGCAACUCGAAAUCGCUUAUUCUAUUCACUACUGGGAUUUCCGUCAAAGAGCUAGUUGAAGUUGAAGUUUAUGGUUUAGUUGGGAAGGAGGUUUUGGAAAGAGUGGGGGAUUGGUAUGCAUUCACAAUCAAUGACCAAACCCUGAAGCACAUUCAUUCUUAAACAUAAACUAACAUAAAAUCAAACCCAGAAUUCAAAGCA
Molecule: messenger RNA, 2665 nt
Organism: Rosa rugosa (rugosa rose)
Lineage: Eukaryota; Viridiplantae; Streptophyta; Magnoliopsida; Rosales; Rosaceae
Product: probable terpene synthase 9
Exons: 7
Coding region: 141-1886 (581 amino acids)
Biological process (GO): diterpenoid biosynthetic process
Molecular function (GO): magnesium ion binding; terpene synthase activity
Source: RefSeq, a predicted model, not a curated record